Paramecium sonneborni is the source of this 1621-nucleotide messenger RNA. The record is from the annotation of a GenBank genome assembly. NCBI's taxonomy places the organism in Eukaryota, Ciliophora, Oligohymenophorea, Peniculida, Parameciidae.
AUGAAUUGGGAUUUUCUAAACAGAAAACUUAAAGAAUUCUUUGAAUAGCGGCGAUAACAAUCGAUUGAUAAGUUAUUCACACUAAAUACUGUUCCAGAUAAUAACCUCCUAAAAAAAUAAUUCUUAGAGUUGGAAACUUAAGUUACAGAGGAUCCUAAAUAAAUUGUCUCCUAACCCACCGCUCUAAUUACAUCACCAACUCCUUAAAAAUAAAAAUUAACUCCGAAAUCCUUUAACUAAAUUUCUCAUCUCUUUUCACCUCAUGGACCUGCAAGAUCAUAAAAUUCUAUGCAAAUGAGAUAAAUUGUAACAAGCAACCUAAAAAAUGAAAAUAAUAGCUAUAAUAAUGUUAAAAGCAAAGAUAUUAAGAAGGUGUAAGAAUUGGUUGGAUCAAAUAGUAAAACUUCUUUUAAAGGUUAUGGAAGAUAACUAAAAAAAUAACAAAAUUCUGUUUCUUAAAAGAUUUUAAAAGAUUUAGAUGAUUAGUUCGACCCAUUACCUAAUAAUCUAAUUAAGCCAUCAGAAUCCCUUAAAUGUUUCAUCACAUAAACAAAAAAUAUCAAUACUUUAGCUAUGAAAGCUUAAUUAAAACUUAAAUCUUAAAGGUCUAUGCGAUAAUUAAAGUAACCUAGUCCAGCACUUGAUAAUUUCUCCAAAAUGGGAUUUGGAAAAAGCACAGAUCCUAGAGUAGGUUUAGAUAGAUUUUUAAGCAAUAAAUGGUUAUAAUUUAUAAUUGAAUAAAAGUCUAUGAGAAAAGAUGAUUAAUUUGAUAAUUAUCUCUCAUAAUACAAUGAAUCUCCUUAAAAAGAAUAAAAUGUGUAAAAAUUAAAAGAGAAAUAAAAAAUAAGAUAAGAAUUUAAUAGUGAAAUACCAUAAUAAAUCAUUUUUAAACCUCAUCGAUAUACCAAAAAGAUAACAAAGAUAAAGAAGAGUGAAAUUUCUGAUUUAAUAUCAUCUUAUUCUCAGACAAUGUUUGAUAUUGAGAAGAAAAGAGAUGAUAAAGAGUUGAUUGAGUUCUAUCCUAUUUACUAUGAAAAGAAAGUCAAAAAAAGAAGAAUAAUUUAGAAGAUGAAAAUUUUGGCAAAAAAAGCUAUAAAAUUAAAAACAUUUGCUUUAGAUGUAUUUAAUAAUAAUGUUAAAUUAGUUACUUUAAAAAUUCUAUUAAUUAGUACCAUACUAAAUAGCUGGUUCAAUUGCAUUUUUAAGAUUUGUGUAAUAUAACAAUAUAUAAGCAGUUAAACAAAUGCUUGAUUCAGAUAAAUCUUAUAUAGGUUCUUUUAAUGAAUAAGGACAGUAUGCUAUACACAUUGGAGUGAUGAUUUAAUCAUUGGAAAUGGUGAAAUUACUGCUAUAUUAUGGAGCUAAUGUAAAUUCCGAAGAUUUCUUUCUCUAAAAACCUCUAUAUUUUGCUUUAGUGACUGAUAAUUAGGAGAUGAUUAGAUUAUUGCUUGCUUGUAGAGCUUCACCAUGGGAUGAAAACCUAAAAGAUUAUUUCGUAUGUUGUAGAAGUGAUGAUGCAAGAAAUCUAAUAAAGCUAGCAUAAUAUCUUAAAAUAUAUAAUAAAGAUCCAGAGUGUUUGUUAAAUAUGGAAAACAUUAAAUAACAAUUGAAUUAGUAUUGA